Messenger RNA from Eurytemora carolleeae, 24743 nucleotides. RefSeq lists its product as uncharacterized. The transcript has 52 exons. The record is from RefSeq and is a predicted model, not a curated record. Gene Ontology annotation, cellular component: nuclear outer membrane; meiotic nuclear membrane microtubule tethering complex; cytoplasm. NCBI's taxonomy places the organism in Eukaryota, Metazoa, Arthropoda, Copepoda, Calanoida, Temoridae. Gene Ontology annotation, molecular function: actin filament binding. Gene Ontology annotation, biological process: nuclear migration. The coding region runs from base 98 to 23959 and encodes 7953 amino acids.
AUGAGUGUAUAGAAUGAUAAAAGAACACUCCUUAGUCUUGAAGAAUGUUUACUAAGACGUAGUUCACAGUUUACCAGUGCUCAGUAUCUAGUGGAAAAUGGAAGAGGAUAUCUCCAGAUCUUAUUCUAACAUUGUGUCGGGACUUCCAGGCCCAAGAAGACAUGACGACUCAGAAAACACAACUAAUCCAUCACAAGAAGAAUUUCAAGGAAGAAGAGAGGAACGAAAGGGAAUAAACAGAGAUAGAAAUACAUUACCAAAAGCCAGACAAAGACAGGGACCACCAUGUCCAGAUGUUUUGGCUUAUUCCACAAGAACUUUCACCAACAGGAACUACAUGUCCCGAUCAAGUUAUUAUGAUUCAAGAGAACACAUUCAUAACAGCUGUGAAGCUGUCAGCAGUUCAAGAGAAAGGGUUUACAACACAACCUACAGAACCCAUUCUUCAAGAGAAAAGGUUUAUGAUAAUAAACCCAGCACACUGCCAAGAUCCUAUGGGAGAAAAGAAUCAAAGGAGGAGAAUAGAGAAAAGUCGGGAACAUUGCCCAGAUAUAAUAGAACUCCGAGACAAAGAACCUAUUCAGGAGGAGAUCAGGGAGUCUAUAGAGGACAUGGACGAGGAGGAACACAAGCUCCUAGUCUCAGGAGGAUUAAUAAACAGAGGGAGAUCAAACAACAGACAGAUAGCAGGACUAGAAGAGCGCAGUCUCUUCCUAAACAAGAUUCUGCCACAUCCAGAAAUCAAUUAUCAAAAUCCUUAAUGACUAUGUGGACACCAGAUGGGAAAUGCUUGUCUUUCGCUGAUAUGCUGAAAGGGGGAUCUAACAAUGACUUAGAUCAGUGUGCUAUAAAAGGUCCGUCAAGUAAUUUGAAAGAGAUUGAAACCAUUGAGCAGGAGAAGGUUACAACUGACAUGAAUUUAAAAUCAUUUAAUACACAAGACCAAAGUAAUAAUGAUAAUACACACAUGGAAACCUCUGUGGAGAAAGCAUCUGUAGAAACCACUAGAAUUGUGGAGACAAAGAAUUCAAAAGUAUCUGCUGUAGAACAGUUAGAAGAAAACUCAUUUCAGUUUAUUGAUUCCAACUCCUUCUUCACUGUUGAACAAAAUGAAACAGAUGAGGUUGAAGCAACAAGUUCUGAAAUGCCAAAUCUUGAAGUUUGCCAUGAGGAAGCACAUACACUGGAUUUGAAACUAGAACCAUGUCUAGAAAAUACAAUACGUAAUGAGCCUAUUCCAAAAGAUUUUCAAGAGGAAGUAAAAGAUAAAAUCAUACCUAAACCAUCAAUAAGUCAUAUUCGUUCAUAUGCAAAUAUCUUAUCUGAAGGGCUUACCAUGGUAAGGAAUGUUUUUAAACAAAAAACAAAAGAUGAAAUCAUAAUAGAAAAAGAGAUUAAGAAGAUCAAUAAACCAGCAGAGAAAGUUAUUGUUUCAAAUGUAUCAGAAUCACUGACCCUAAAACAUCCAAAUCCAAAUACUCAAGAUUCCAAAACACUUGAUAUUCAACUAGGAAUACCAGGCCUACUUUUUAAACAGGAUUUGGAGAGAAGGAAUUCUAAGAAAAAAAGAAAAUCGAGAGUGCUGGAUGAAAGUCUGGACAUAACCAAUGAAAAUAAGCAAAUAUCGAAGGAAAAUCAGAACAUUCCUGAAAAUUCAGGCAUGUCAAACCUUACUGAAAACAUGCCAAAAGUAAAUUCCAAGGAGGAAAGGAAUCCAAAUUCAAAGGAGAAUAAAUCUAAGGAAGCUCAUAUUAAACCAAUUGCAUCAGAUACAUUUGUAGAAAUUCUAUCAGAAUCUGCUGCAGAUAUUGAUAAAUCACAAUCAUCUAAAAAUGCUACAUUAAAGCGACGCUUAUCAAAGAAAAAGAAAGAAGUAGUCGAGAAAAAGUUCAAAGAUGAUAUUGACCAAGCUCUACAUGAAAUUAUGGUUAUGGAAGAAGAAUUAAGAGCCAGAGAAAAUUCAAUUAAAAGUAAAAGAUCUUUUAAGAAAGGAAAAUACAGAAAAUCUAUUACUGACAAAAAAUCAGAGCUAAGUGGCACAUUAUCAGAUGAUGAAAGUGGAACUGAUUUGAAUAAACUAAAUUUAGAUGAAAACAUUCCAACAUAUGUUUCAUUGCCAAUAGUAAAGAAAUAUUCCCAACGUCAAGAUACUUUAAUAAUUGAUGAUACAAUUAGUAAUAACUCUGAUGAGAUUAUUUGCCUUGAAGAUGGCCCUCUGUCACCUGCAGAUAACUUUUUAGUUGAAAUUGUAUCACCUCUUGGAAUUCAGGAAGAUCUAAAAGAAAAAGUAUUGGUAGAAGCUUUGGACAAAUUUGACAUGGAGAAAGAUAUGUUUACUUCGGUAAAAACAAUUCAGGAACAUCAAUAUCUUGGUGAUCAUGAGGAUACAUGUAAAAAUACAAUGUCGACUAAAACUUUGGAUGAGGAUGCUAAAUCUCUAAACCUUCAAACAUCAAUUGACCAAGAAGCAAUCAAAGCUCAAAAGGCAUUGCCUGAAAGCAUUGAUGAAAGUAAUCUAAAAAAAGAAAGUAUCAAAAUAAGCACUGAUUGGAUGAUAGAUGAUGUAGGAACAAUUGAAUCAUCAGAUGAAGAGCCGGAAAAUGCUGUAUCCAGUGAAGAAAGCAGAAAACUAACUCAGAAUAAGUCUCUGCCAGAAAUGAGCAGUAAUUUAAAAGCCCAUGUUCUAGGGAAUAAGAGAGAAUUAGACACCAAGGACGAUCAUGUUAAAAUGGCGAAUGACAAUUCUAAAACAGAAACUCUUUAUAGAGAUAUUAGCAAUGACUGGAUGAUUGAUGAUGUUGGUACUAUAGAAUCAUCAGACGAGGAAGAAAACACAAUUCCAACUAGCAAAGACAAAAUUCAACAAUUAAGAUCUGAAGUUGAUGUCAACCAAAAACCUGAGAAAGAAGAAAAUAUUGCAGAAAAUGUAGAAUCUUCGAAAGGGGAAAAAAAUAAUACAAUAAAUAAAGACAAUAUUGAGCUAUAUGUUCAAGAGGAUAAGGUAGAAGAAAAGAUUUGCAAAGAUGAUCAUAAACCUGAUAUCAGUGAUAACUGGAUGGAUGACGAUGUUGGAGUAAUAGAAUCUUUAGAUGAACAAGAAAACAUUAAUCCAGAGACCAGUCCAGAAGUCAAGGUUGAUGAAAAACAGGAGAAUAAAAACCUUAGGUCUGAAAUUGAUGAUGAUUGGAUGGAUGAUGAUGUUGGAAUAAUAGAAUCUUCAGAUGAAGAAGAAAAUAUUAUUCCAGAGACCAGUCCAGAGGUUAAGGUUGAUGAAAAACAGGAGAAUAAAAACGUUAGGCCUGAAAUUGGUGAUGAUUGGAUGGAUGAUGAUGUUGGAAUAAUAGAAUCUUCAGAUGAAGAAGAUAUUAUUCCGAGCAUUAAAGAAGUUAAAAUUGACAAAAAACAGGAGAAAGAAAAGCUUAGCCAUGAAAUUAGCAAUGACUGGAUGAAUGAUGAUGUUGGUACCAUGGAAUUGUCAGAUGAUGAUGAUGAGGAUAGCUCAGCAAAAUCUAGAAUUAAUCAGGAUGAAGUCAGGCUAGCUCUACCACAACCAACAUAUUCCAGCAUAGUAGCAAAAGAAGUAUCAUCAAAUUCAUUGCAAGAUGAACAGAAGAAGCCAGAUGCUGUCAUUUCAGUUCCAGGUCCUCAUGUUACUCUUAUAGUAGCUGUAGAUGAACAUUUAAAAGGCAAGAAUAAUGUAGAUGAAGAUGGAUAUCAGCCAGUUGUUAACAAGAAAGAAAGGCAGCCAAGAAAAGUCAGCGAUAGUUUAUUUCCAUCUUCAGAAGACAUGCAAAUAAGUGAAGCAAUUACACAGAAAGAUUCAGGUUUUAAACCAGAACAGUCUGGAAAUGAAAUUAGUGACAGUUGGAUGAUUGAUGAUGUUGGAACUAUAGAAUCUUCAGAUGAGGAAGAAGAAAAUAUUAAGUCAACAAUCAAAGCAAUGGAUCAGCAAUCAAAGACAGAAAUAAACAAAGAUUUGAAAAAUUAUAAAAACUAUAAAAGUCAGGAAAUCUCUGAUGAUUGGAUGGUUGAUGAUGUUGGGAUCAUAGAGUCAUCAGACGAAGAAGGAAAUGAUGCUGAAUCUAAUGUUUCUUUAAUUCAGAACAAGUUCAGUAAAUCAGAUUCAAUGAAACAAACAAAAUCUUCAAUUGAGCAGAAUGAAGUUAUGUUAGCUCUUCCACAACCAACAUAUUCUAGCAUAGCAGCCAUAGAAGUAUCAUCAAAUUCAUUGCAAGAUGAACAAAAGAAGCCUGAUGCUGUCAUUUCAGUUCCAGGUCCUCAUGUUACUCUCAUAGUUGCUGUAGAUGAACAUUUAAAAGGCAAGAAUAAUGUAGAUGAAGAUGGAUAUCAGCCAGUUGUUAACAAGAAAGAAAGGCAGACAAGAAAAGUCAGCGAUAGUUUAUUUCCAUCUUCAGAAGACAUGCAAAUAAGUGAAGCAAUUUUACAGAAAGAUUCAGGUUUUAAAUCAGAACAGUCUGGAAAAGAAAUUAGUGACAGUUGGAUGGUUGAUGAUGUUGGAACUAUAGAAUCUUCAGAUGAGGAAGAAGAAAAUAUUAAGCCAACAAUCAAAGCAAUGGAUCAGCAAUUAAUGACAGAAAUAAACAAAGAUUUGAAAAAUUGUAAAAACUAUAAAAGUCAGGAAAUCUCUGAUGAUUGGAUGGUUGAUGAUGUUGGGAUCAUAGAGUCAUCAGACAUAGAAGGAGAUGAUGCUGAAUCUAAUGUUUCUUUAAAUCAGGGUAAGUUGACUUCAAUAACAGAAACACAAUCUUUGAUUGAGCCGAAUGAAGUUAUGUUAGCUCUCCCACAACCAACAUAUUCUAGUAUAACAGCCAAAGAAGUGUUAUCAAAUACCUUGCAAGAAGAACAGAAAAAACCAGAUGCUGUUAUUUCAAUUCCAGGUCCUCAUGUUACUCUUAUAGUAGCUGCAGAUGAACAUCUAAAAGUUGCAACUUGUGUUGAUGAAGAGGGCUAUGAGCAAGUUUUUACAAAGAAAAAAAAAAUAAUGAAUAAAAUCAGCACUAACAGUUUAUCAGAACCUGAUGAGAAGAAAAAUACAGAAGUUAAAGAUGAAACAAAAACAUAUGAAACUGAACAGCAGAAGCAUUAUUCUAGAACAGAAAUCAGUGAAGACUGGAUGAUUGAUGAUGUUGGAUGUAUAGAAUCAUCAGAUGAAGAGGAAAUAAUUUUUGAAGAAGGCAAAAAUUUGAUUUUUGAUCAAAAUGUACAGAAUAAGUCUGAAUCAAAAGCCAUUCAAAAAAUUAGCUUAGAAUCAAGUUUUGACUGGAUGAUUGAUGAACCAGUACAAAUGAAUUCUUCAGAUGAAGAUGAAAAUGGGAUAGUUUUAUUAUCAUUGCCCACAGAGCAUGAGAAGUAUGCAGUCAAGUCUGAAACAAAUUUAAUCUCUGCAAGCUCUAAAUCAACUCUGAGUAUUCAUCAUAGUGAACCAGGUAAAGGCACAGAAUCUGAAACCUUUGUUCAUCAGGAUGCCAAAUGUUUAAAUGAAAAUUGUUACUCUCCAACUUGUAAUGGCAAGAAGAAAUGCUACAGCUCCCUAUGCAAACAAUAUGAAAUCACUCACAUUGAAACAGAUGGUAGAGGGUCAGCUAUGAGUGAAGCUCAAAGAUUCUCUUGUGAUGAUGAACAGUUUGAUGAAUUUCCAUUACAGUUGCAUGAACCAAGUGAAAGAGCUGAAAAAACCUCUUGGGCGUUCGUUGUUUCAAACAACAAAAGAGAUAACAUGCAAACAGGAAGCCCUGAACCUCACAAGCUUAUUUUGAAAGAAACCCCCUGCCCUCCUUUGGUUAUAGAAAUUGUAGAGAAAGAAAAAAUGGAAGUCCAAGUAGACAGUGAAGGCUACACAUGUGUUAAAACCAAAAACAAAUCCAAAAAGAAAAUUACGGAAAGAAAAGAAUUACCAAUCGAUUUAAUUGACAAACUUGACCAGCCUCUUUGUGCAAGACCGUAUAAGGAAGAACCAAUGGUUUUUGAAGAAGAAUUAACUGAAGAGGAGAGUGGGGUUGAACCAAAUACUGACUCAGGAAUGAUAAAUACUGCAGAUUUGGAAAUUGAUUCUUCUAAGACAUCAAAUGAAUGUGUCAUAAACACAGAUACAAAUGAGCUCGUAAAGUUUGAUGAUCCCUGGCUAGCUGUGAAGGAGGAAUAUGUAAGACCAGAAAUAGAUGUUGAUGCAAAGACUGGUUAUUUAAUUGACGUUAAAAUUUCAACAAAGGAAACAUGUCUUGGAAGAAAGCUGCACGCAAGUGAAGCACAGGAAUGGAAAAUGGAUGUACAAUGUGUUCAACAUGAUUCUUGUCCUGACAUUAUAGACAGAUCAGUUGGUUGUCAUGAAACUGAGAAAUCAAGUGGAUCAUCAAGGUUAAAUGAAAAAUCAUUAGCACCUUCAUGGAUGAGAAAAGCAAUUAAAGAAAAUGAAAAGCAAAAAUCUAAGAUUAAAACAUCUCCAUUUGGUGAAGUAGUGUCCAAGAACAAGUCUGAACUUGCUGGGAAAGAAAAGGAGGAAAGUAGAGUUGAGGAAAAACAAGUUCAACCUGAAGAGGAAGUGUAUUGGAGAAUAAAGAAUAAAGUAAAGAAGAAGCGAAGGAGAACCACUUCUAACACAAGCUGUGGUAGUGACCCAACAUUCUCAGACAAUAGUAAUAGCAAUUCUCUGUCUAGGAAAGAUCUGAAAGAUUCACAAAGACCAGUUUUGUCCAAAAUUCCAAGUGAAUCAGUUGACAAUAAACCAGAUGUUUCAAAUUAUCAAACACUCUUUGAUUCAGAAGUUGUUUGCAUUCAUGAAGUCAGUCUUGAAUCCCCUGUUCUAGAAAGAAAUGAAAAAGAAACCUUGAUUAGCCCUGAACAUGCAGUUAGAACAAUGGAGCUCAGAACAAGAAAAAUAUCAACUUGUAAAGAGACCAAUGUCAAUGAGUUUAUAAAUGAAAUUGUUUCUGACAAGGAAAGCAUGGAAAUUGCCAAUUCAGUUAUGGAAAUUAAAGAUGAAGAUUAUCCGGCUAAUUUAAACUCUGAUGUUGUAAUUCAUAUUGACGAGACUGAUUCUCAUUGUACUGAAUCCAAAAUGCUUGAUGCCGUUGAAAUGGAUCGAGUAUCAACUCCAAUUGAACAAAGAAUUGCUUUCAAUCGCCAAACCUCAAGAGAAAUGGAAGAGGCAUUUACUGUGCAACGGCCUCUAAGAAAGGCCUCAACCGGAGACAAACUAGCUGACAAUCAGCUAUUAACAACUCCAGCAACAAACAGCUUUGCUGGCCUUCCAGUAGACAAUUCCUGCACAGCUUGGAUAAAUGAUGAAACUAUUCCAAUGGAGAGUAGCAAUGAAGAAGAUUUGGAGAUUCAGGAAAAAGUUGAAGAAACAGACUCAAUUAGCAAAAAAAGAUGGGUGGAGAUAACUGCCAAAGUUAUUGAAAAUAAUAGAGCUAAAUCUCCCAAAAAAUCUAGAGUAGAGCUGCCUUCAGCUAAGCCAAUAAUUGUUUGUAAAAGUGAUGAAGAGGAAAAAGAUAUUCUAAUAGAUGAGGAUGGAUUUGAAGUUGUAGAAAGCAAGAUAAGUAGAAGAAAUAGAGCGAUCACUGAGCAGAAAACCGACGAAAAAUUAGUUUCUGACACAACUUCUCUUAAAGCUGUAUCUGAUAAAAAUAUUGAAGCUUCUGAAACUCGAUAUAAUGAAAAUAAAGAAAGAAAACAAGAGUUUUCUGAGCUGUCUUCUGCUAAACCUGAAAACAAACAUUUUCUCAACUAUUCCAAGGACAGUUUUUGGUUGGACAAAUCGUUAUAUGAUGAUGCAGAAAAUAAGUUUUUUUCUAAGCCAAAGCAAAAGAUAGGUACCACUCAAAAACCUUCAAAUGACAGGAAAGAUGACGAUGAUGAAGAUGAUGAAAUACACAAGAAGAAAAUGAAGAAGAACACAACUAAAAACAUACCUCAGAAAGAAAAAUCUUCGACAGGAGUUGAAAAUCAGGAUUUGAGUAUGGAUACCUACUGUUGGACGGAUGAAAGUACAUAUCUUAGUCCAAAGAUAUCUUUGCUUGCUCCCUCUACUAUUCUCAUGGAUAGGAUAUCUGACUUCUCCACCAAACCAUUUCUCCAGGUUUCCUUCGACCCAGCUAUAAUUGAAAUAAAGGUAAAGCUGGAUGAUCUCCGUAGUGGAGUUAGAUCAGUAGAUGAACAACUUCAACUACUCUCUGAUGAUCAGCUAGAGGGACAAGUUGGAAUCAUCAAGUUUACUGUUGGUAAACUGGAGGAUCUGACAAGAGACUCAGCUGAGAUAGAAACCAGAAUUCAGAGCGCUACUACUGAGCAUGGUGCAGGAGUAUCCGAUCUACAAGUUGUAGCUGCUGAGCUGGCCGGCCUAAAGACACAGCUGGUCAGUCUAGGGACCCAGGCAGAGUCUAGGCGAGGUCGUCUUGACAAUUAUAUCCUGGAGAGACGGAGACGUGUGACCGAGAUUAAAAAGUAUCAGUCCCUCCUGAUAGACCUUGAGGUUUGGCUGAAUGAAGUUCAAGCUACCCUGACCUCUGACCUCCGUCUAACCAGCCUUAAGGUUGUUAGAGAUCAGAUUAGAGGCUGCCAGGUUCUUGAAGAGGAUCUCCGUGUUCGGGUUGACCAGCUUUCCCUACUGUCACGUGAUGUAUCCCAGCUCUCCUCCAACCCGGACGUAUCCGGGUUUGUUGAGGAGAUGGUGUCCAGGCUGGGGGGUCUCCAGGACACAAUGUCCCGGACCCAGGUCGGACUGGCCGGCAGGCUAGCUCAGCUCCAGGCUGCGCUGCGGGAAAUGGUGAUAGGGUAUCCAGAGGGGUUCGAUAUAGAGAAGGAGAUCUCAGAUGUUAUUGAGGAAUCUGAAUCUAAGAGAAGAAUGGAACAGAUCAGAUCUACAACAAUUCUACCCUUAAAAUCUGUACAGAGUUCAGAGAAUCUGGAAAAUUUGCCUGAUCUUGAAAAUGUAACUAGCAUUGUCUCUGAAAGUUAUUCUACCGGUGUUGUUCAUGAACCAGAGGAAGUCUUGGAUCAUGAGGACUGGGAGUUACUGGAUCAACCUAUUCUUGAUGUUAAGCUGGAUGUUCUUAGUACUUCAGAAAUUAGAAUGAAUUUACCCUCGAUGGAUGAAUACCCUGACAGUAUUCAGGAAUCCAAAUCCACAAUUCAAUCAGUUACAACAGACACAGAGUCUUUUAUACCUUUCCAAGGGAACGUAAGAGUAAAAAUAAUACGUGGUAAGGAACUCCAGAAAAUGGAUACUUUUAGAAAAUCUGACCCAUACGUCGUAUUUUCCUAUCAGGGUAAAGAUAUCAAAACUGAUAUUCAGAAAAAUACUCUUACACCAAACUGGAACAAAGAAUAUGAUCUUGUAAUAACUAAAGAUAAUCAGCUGAUAAGUUUCAAGGUGUAUGACUGGGAGAGAGUAGGGAAGGAUGAAAGUAUGGGGGAAGUUUGUUUGAACAUAACAGAUUUUAUAAAUCAAACUAGGCAGGGACCAAAAUGGUUUAAAUUAGAAAACUGUAAAUCUGGAUUUAUUCUCCUCCAGAUGGAGAGUUCAGAGACGCAAUCACUUGCUGACACAAUUAUUCAACAUGAUAUACAAAAGGAGUCACUUCAGAGUCAAAGUGAGAAGUUGCUUCAAAUUUCCAAAACUGAUGAGAAGGUUGAAAACACAACAAAGAAGUUAGUGGUUGAAAGGGUUGUAAGCAGAACUACUAAGAGAACUAUUAGAAAAGUUAAAAUUAUUGAUGGGGUUGAGCAUGUUACAGAGGAGACUAUUGAUGACUCUAAUAGAGAUAAUGUGAGACCUGAAGAUGAGUGGGUUCAAAUUCCUAUUAUUCGGAUGGAUAAAAUUGAUGAACUUGAUUCUCCAGGUGUGGUUAUCACUGAGCUGUCUGAUGAGGAAGAGCCCUUGGAUUUGACAUUAAAGCCGGAGAUGGAAACAUGUUUAGUCCAUACACCAACUGAAGUUUCAGAUGAAUCAUUUGAUGCCAAAGCGAUAGAAAUUGAAGAGUUUAUUAAUGCACAACAGAGUUAUAUCCCCUCAGAACAAGAAUUAUCUGUGGACAUCUCAGUGUCAGCAUUUAAAACCUCUUCUGCCUCUACAGUAGAAAUUCCUAUUGUAAGAGUUAAUACUGAAACUUCCCCAGAUUUUGUUAAAACUUCAGAUGUGCUAAAUUCGAUCAGCGAGGUUGAUCAUAGUUCUUCUAGAAUUUUAGAAGUUGUUCCAGAACAUAAAGAAGAUGAGGCUAAAAAGAAUUGGUUUGUAAAUAUACCAAUCAUUAGAGUUGAUAAAAAGUCAUCAGAAGCAAUAUUAAAUAUAGAUGCUUUAUCUUCAACUGCAACUCCUGAAGUAGAACUACAAACUACAACUCCUAAAGUAGAACUAUCAACUACAAUUGCUGGAGUAGAACUUUCAAUUUCAUCUAGUGAGGUAGAACUAUCAACUGAAGUACCGACUGAAGUAGAACCAUCAACUGAACUACCUACUGAAGUAGAACUAUCAAAUACAACUGCUGAAGUAGAACUGUCAACUGAACUACCUACUGAAGUAGACCUAUCAACUACAACUGCUGAAGUAGAACUAUCAACUACAACUACUGAAGUAAAACUAUCAACUAAAACUGCUGAAGUAGAACUAUCAACCACAACUAAUGGAAUAGAACUAGUAACUGCAACUACUGAAGUACAAAUAUCAACAGCACCUACUGAAGUACAACUAUCAACUGCAACUACUGAAGUAAAACUAUCAAAUACAACAAAUACAACUGCUGAAGUAGAACUAUCAACCGCAACUACUGAAGUAGUACUAUCAACGACAACUGCUGAAAUAGAACCAUUAACUGCAACAUUCAAAGAAGAAAAAUCUACUGGAGAAGAACUAUCAAUUACAACUAAUGAGGUAGAACUGUCAACUACAACUCCUGAACUAGGACUAUCAACUGAAACUACUGGAGUUGAGCUAUCAACUGUAACGGCUGAAAAACAACUAUCAACUACAACUUCUGAAGUAGAACUAUCAACCUCAACUUAUGGAGUAGAACUAUCAACUGCAAAUACUGAAGUAGAACUGUCCUCUACAACUUCUAAAGUACAACUAUCAAAUACUGAAGUAGACCUAUCAAUUGCAACUUCUCAAGUAGAACUAUCAGCUGUAACUGCUGAAGUACAGCUAUCAAAUACAACUUCUAAAGUAGAUUUAUCAACUGCAACUGCUGAAGUAGAAUUAUCAACUGCAACUUCUGAAGUAGAACGACCAACUGCAACUGCUCAAGUAGAACUAUCAACUGCAACUACUGAAGUAGAAUUAUCAACUGCAACUACAAAAGUAGAAAUAUCAACUGCACCUACCAAAGUAAAAUUAUCAACUGCAACUACUGAAGUAGAACUAUCAACUGCAACUACAAAAGUAGAAAUAUCAACUGCACCUACCAAAGUAAAAUUAUCAACUGCAACUGCUGAAGUAGAACUAUCAACUGCAACGACUGAAGUAGACUUAUUAACUGCAGCUUUGAAAGUAGAACCAUCAACUGCAACUACUGAUGUAGAACUAUCAACUUUAACUGUUGAGGAAAAACUAUCAACUACAACUACUGGAUCAGAUAUAUCAAUUGUAACUACUGAAGUAGAACUAUCAAAUACAACUACUGAAGUAGAACCAUCAACUGCAACUACUAAAGUAGAACAUUCAACAGUAAAUACUGCAAUUGAACUAUUAACUGCACCUAUUGGAGUAAAAUUAUUAACUGCAAAUCCUGGAGCAGAUUUUUCAACUAAAGCUACUGAAGCAGAAGUAUCAAAUGCAACUACUGAAGUAGAACUACCAACUGCAACUACUGAAGUAGAACUAUCAACUUCAACUGUUGAAGAAAAACUAUUAACUACGACUACUGAAGUAGAACUAUCAACUGCAACUACUGAAGGAGAACUAUCAACCUCAACUGUCGAAGAAAAAUUAUCAACUAAAACUUCUGGAAUGGAAUUAACAACUGGAACUGCUAAAGUAGAAAUAACAGCUGCAACUGCUAAAGUAGAACUAUCAACUAAAACUACUGAAGAAGGAUUACUAACUACAGCCAAUAAUGAAAUGCUAUUGGCAUCUAAAAUAGAAUUUAAAACAUCGACAACUGGAUUAGAAAUAUCUAAUAUUUCUAUACCAGAAUCUACAACAUCCCCUGUAUCACUCAGUGUUUCAUCUGUACCAGAAACUACAACAUCCCCUGUAUCACACAGUGUUUCAUCUGUACCAGAAACUACAACAUCUCCUGUAUCACACAUUGUUGCGUCUGUACCAGAAACUACAACAUCCCCUGUAUCACACAGUGUUACAUCUGUACCAGAAUCUACAACAUCCCCUGUAUCACACAGUGUUACAUCUGUACCAGAAAUUACAACAUCCCCUGUAUCACACAGUGUUGCGUCUGUACCAGAAACUACAACAUCCCCUGUAUCACACAGUGUUACAUCUGUACCAGAAACUACAACAUCCCCUGUAUCACACAGUGUUACAUCUGUACCAGAAACUACAACAUCUCCUGUAUCACACAGUGUUGGGUCUGUACCAGAAACUACAACAUCCCCUGUAUCACACAGAGUUACAUCUGUGCCAGAAACUACAACAACCCCUGUAUCACACAGUGUUGCAUCUGUACCAGAAACUACAACAUCCCCUGUAUCACACAGUGUUACAUCUGUACCAGAAACUACAACAUCCCCUGUAUCACACAGUGUUACAUCAGUACCAGAAACUACAACAUCCCCUGUAUCACAUAGUGUUACAUCUGUGCCAGAAACUACAACAUCUCCUGUAUCACACAGUGUUUCAUUUGUACCAGAAACUACAACAUCCCCUGUAUCACACAGUGUUACAUCUGUACCAGAAAUUACAACAUCCCCUGUAUCACACAGUGUUAUUUAUAUACCAGAAACUACAACAUCUCCUGUAUCACACAGUGUUACGUCUGUACCAGAAAUUACAACAUCUCCUGUAUCACAUUGUGUUAUUUCUGUACCGGAAACUACAACAUCCCCUGUAUCACACAGUGUUACAUCUGUACCAGAAACUACAACAUCCCCUGUAUCACAGAAUGUUAAAUCUGUACCAGAAACUCCAACAUCCCCUGUUUCACAAAGUGUUACAUCUGUACCAGAAACUACUACAUCCCAUGCAUCACAAAGUGUUAGGCCUCUACCAGAAACUACAACAUCUCCUGUAUCACACACUGUUACAUCUGUACCAGAUAUUACAACAUCUCCUGUAUCACAUUGUGUUAUUUCUGUACCGGAAACUACAACAUCCCCUGUAUCUCACAGUGUUACAUCUGUACCAGAAACUACUACAUCCCAUGCAUUACAAAGUGUUAGGUCUCUACCAGAAACUACAACAUCCCCUGUAUCACACAGUGUUACAUCUAUACCAGAAAGCACAGCAUCCACAGUAUCACACAUUGUUUUGUCUGUACCAGAAACUACACAUGUAUCUGACAGUAUUAUGUCUGUACUAGAAACCAAAACAUCUUCUGAGCAUCAAAGUAAUGCAACUGAAUCAGAAAAAGCAGCAUCCUUUGAAUCACAGAUGAUUACAACUGUGCCAGAAAAUACAACAUCCCUUAUACCACACAGUGGGAUAUCUGUAACUGAAAUGAAAACUUCAUAUGUAGCUCAUAGUGUGUCAUUGGUACCAGAAACGGUGAUGUUCUCUGAUUCUGAUGAUGUAUUAUCAAUACCAGAAACUGAGUUGAUGUCUGUACCUGUAACUUCUACAUCUGUUGUAUCACUCAGCUUGGUAUCAGUUACAGAAACCACAACAACAUCUGUAUCACAUGGCUUAGUUUCAUUACUAGAACUCUCAUCUUCUGAUUCUAUGAUUCAGACGUCAGGGGUAUCAAUACCCAAAACUUUAGAUAAAGUGGUAUCAGUAAUAUCUACUUCAACAGGGCAUGUAUCAGAAUUAAAUAGUUUUCCUUCUAGACAAGACAGAGAAAGCGCCCCAGUCUCACCUGACCUUGUCGAAUACAGAGUUCAAGACACUUCAGAUGUUUUGGAACCUUUUAAACACAAAAGUCAAGAAGUUGUUUUUUUAACAAUUCAUGGGGCCAAAAAUCUACCAAAGUCAGAUAUUCUAGGCAAGGGGGAUCCAUAUGUUAUCAUAUCUCAUGGGCAUACUCAGUUCAGGUCAACAACAAAAAAGAACACUGCAAAUCCAGAAUGGAAUUUCGAAGUCAAUAUGGCUGUUACAGAUGAUCCAGUCAUCAAAAUCACAGUUUAUGAUGAAGAUAAACUCACCCAAGAUGAUAUUAUAGGAGAGUUUGCUCUGGAGAUUGAACAUAUUCUAAAUAGCGAAAGUGCUGUAAAUGCAUGUGAAAAAUUCAAGAAUGGAGGGGAAGUCUACUAUUCCAUUUCUUUCCAACAUGAGCACAGUGGACAUAAAGAUAUUGGAGACAAUGGAGAUUCAAGCUUGAUUAAUAUUCCAUCAACUUAUCAUCUUCCUACUGGUGAAAAUAUAACAGUUUCCCAUAGUAUUCAGCUCCCCAGCAAUUUCAUUCUCGAAUCUGUAACGACCACGCAGUCUGUUACUAAGCAAGAAUUUUUCUCUCAUUAUCAAACAGAUUCUCUUGGUGCUGAGAUAAUUACCAUGGAGGAGGAGAAGGAUAAUCAAGCAAAUCUUGUCAGGGAAAUUUUCCUUCCUAAUAUAAGCCAGGUGACACUCCCUGAGCUAUAUGAAAACUCUGUUAAAUAUCCUCAUGCAGUUAUUAAUGAUGCAGAAACAAAACAUGAACAAACAAAAGCAGCAGCAGAAAAAUUAGGAGUUUUAAAUGAUACACCCAUCUCUGAAAACCCAGAACCCCAAGGUUAUGCCAGUUUAGAUAAAAAAUCAGAGAAAUUUAAUAGCACUUCCAAGCUUGAAGAUGCUAAUGAAGAUAAAUUGAAGAUACCAUCACUAGAAAGUGAACAUGUUGAACUAUUUGGAGAAAUUUCAAUGAAAGAGAAAAUUUUGUCUGAAAAAAAUGAAACAGUUGUACCAAGUCAACAAGAAAUGGUGGAAUCAGACAAAAUUGAUGAAAAACAACUUUCCAUUAGUGAUCAAAAUGAAACCUUAAUGCAGCUAUUGGAUGAAAGAGCCAACCUAUCACAGUUUCUACCAACAAGUUUAUUGGCCAAUCUGCCGGAGGAAAUGGCUGAAGCAUUAAGGACUGAAGUAUCAAGCCAGAGAAUUAAAAUGUUGAGUGACUUAUGUGAUGACAGCAAGGAAGAGAUCCCUGCCAUUUCUAACAUUCCUGAUGAAGAAAGGAACAUUGUAAAGGAAAUAAAUGAAUUAGUGGAUACACUGGAUGAAGAUGCAGCUAAGCAUGUUUAUGAAGAAAUUCAAAUGAUUCUUAAAGAAAUUGAUGAUUUCACACAAAAUGAAAAACUUGAAAAUCUUAAAGAGUCAUUAAUUCAAAUGCAAAUGGAACAAACAAGGCUUUUACCAUCUCUGCCCAAAGAACUUAUAUCUUCAUUACCUAGUGAUUUAGUAAAAGUCAUUGAGACAGGGUUGAAAGAUUCACUUUUGAAUUUAUCUCACCAACAAGAAACCAUAGUCAGGAUAGAAGAUGACAAAGAAACUUCUCAACUAGAAAAUGAGGAAUUGAAGAAUUCUUCUGAAUCAAAAAUGAAUUCAGGAGAGGAUCUAAUGGAAGAGUUGAUUGAUCUUCAGCUUGAGCAGAAAGAUCUAAUUCAUAACUUACCAAAAGACCUUUUAGAAAAUCUUCCAGAAGAGUUUAAGAAGGAACUAAUAAUGGGAAUCGAAAAAAGUGUUCAACAGAUUGUAGAUGUUGCAGAAACAUCGGAAAUAAAUCUAAAGCCUAUGGAUGUAAAUCAACAGAAAGAGUUAACUGAGGAGAAAAGUUAUCUUUCUGAAGGGCUUCUUACAUCAGAGAUUAAUGAGAACAAUCAUGACAAAUCACAGAACACAGAUCAAAUAAAGGAGAAAAAUAAAACCAAUGAGAAUUUUGAUCAAGAGGAAGAAGAAGAUGAUGAAAGUGAUGAUGUGACACUUCCACCAACUCCAGCAGUAAUGACUCCAUGGUCUGUUGUAGCCGGAUUACCUCUGAGACCUGGUGCUCCAAGUCCUGAUGAAUCUGAUGGAUACUUGGAAAGCCCAUUUUCUCAACUAAAAACUCAAAUUUCAAUUUCUGAUUCUGAUUCUCAGUGCAGAAGAACUCUGUUUGAGAAUCCACUGAAAAAUCUUAAUGUCCCAGUUUCAGCUGAGUUCAGGUCAGUUAGUCCAGAGGUUUUGAAUGUGGCUAGAUUGGCUGUGGAUGAAGUAAUAGAGAAUGCAAAGUUCAAGGUAUUAAAUCUCAACACUGAAGUUUGCAAUGAUGAAAUUAAAAUUUUAAAUGAUAUACCUUCACUUCAAAUAAAGACAGAAACUACAAUAGAAGAAUGUUUUGAGGUUCUUGGAGAUGUUGAAUUUGGUGAAUCAAAUAAAUCAUUGAGCAAAUUGAAAAUUGAAGACACAGUGGAACCCAAUAUAGAACUUGGCCAUGAUCAGAUAAAAGCAAAGCCCAAGGAAAUAGAUGCAAAUGAAGAAUAUUUCGAGAGAGAAACCAAUAAAGAUCAAGAGCUGCCUUGUGAUGUGGAGGAAGUUGAGUUUUAUCAAGAGGAAAAUAGCCCAGAGUCUUUGAUAAGACUAGCUUUGAUUGCAGAUAUAAUCAAACAAAGAGUAAGUCACAUUCCCAAAUCAAGCUUUGAUCAUACAUACACUAGAACAGAGUCUAAGACCUUCGAAUCAAUUGAAGAAAUUAAAUCCAGUAUUUUUGAAGACCUAGACAAUACAAGAUCUAACAUAAAGAAAAGGAAAGUAAUAAUUGUUCAGAAAAAGAUAGUUACAAUUGUUGAAACAGUUUCAAAAUGGUUAGACAAUGUUGAGUAUAAGAUUCUCAAAGUAAGAAAGAUUAGCUCCAUCCAGAAGAAGAAACAAGAACUGAAGAACAUCAAAAAUGAAAUAGAAGUCAUUGAAGAAACAGUAGAUGAGUUGAUUGAAGUAACAGAGUUAGCUGUAGAGAUAUUCAACGAAGAGUCUCAAGUUACAGUUUCCUCUUGUUUGAAUUUACUAAAAGAACAGUUCAAAAUUGUCAAGCUGUCUCACCAGGAUAGUGAGAAUGAACUUGAAGAAUCGGAAGAAAAAUGGGAUGAAUUUUUGGAUGGUUUGCAAAUGGUUGAAAGUCUUGUAAAGGAUUUACGAAACAAUGUAGGAUCUUUAAAAGAAAAAGAUGAAGUAUCUGAAGAAUCUGCUGAAGCCCUGUCUGAACUAGAAACAUGUAGUAAAGGACAUAGGAACAAGUUGGCUUAUCUUAUUCUCACAGCAAAAGGACUUACAGAUACAUUACCAGAAAACAAGGUUCCAGAGAAUUUGUUCACAUUGCUUAAUGAAUCCAAAUGUUUGGAGUCUGAGAUCCAAAAGGAUAGAGAAAAAAUCAUCACACUUAUCCUUAGCAGACAAGAUUAUGAAGAUACUUUGAGAGAGUUUCAAGAUAUUUUCAUGAUUGCUGAAUCAUUUUUCUCACAUGAUAUUACUGUUCUUGAUAUCAAGCAUUUGAACGAUGAACUUGGGAGACGAAAGAAAUUUUUCUUAAACUUGAGUCACUGCCUCCAGAUUCUCAAUUCCAACCAGGAAAUGCUGAGCAAAGAGUUAAUUGAAUUCUACGAAGAAAGUCAUCAAUCAAUUAACAACAGAGGUCUAAACAUACUAAAGCAGGGAACAGAGCAUGUUUUCAACAUAGAUAUGGUGAUUUCGAAAUGGUCAAGUGUUAAUGAAAAAUGGAAUGACAUGAAUAAUCUUGUAGCAAAGAUUGAAGUAGACAUGAGUUCACUGGUUUCUAUAACAGCAGAUGAAGUGUUUGAAAAGCUUGUCAUUUUGAAAAGAAAUAUGGUCAGCUUAGAGGAGAUUAAUAGUGAGCUUAUAAAUCUGAAAUCUGAUGUAGAGGGUAUUAAGAAGACUGUAAACUCCCCUGAUCUUGCAUAUUUACCUGAACCUUUGAACGGCAAGGUUUCACAGUUAAUUUUCAUUCAUAAAGAAAAACUGCAUCAGUUGAGAGAGUUCUUGAACCGUUGGCAAAGAUACGAAAACAUUUUGUCUACAAUUCAAACAUGGCUUGCCAUGGUCGAAAACCAAAAGAUGAACACCCAAUCUCAGAAAAAUUUGCUUCUGUCUGAGUUGAGAACAUACAAAGAUUUAGAAAAAGAAGCCAACUCAAUAUUUUUUCAAGCGUUAAGCAUACUUCCUAUGUCCGAUGAAGACCUACAGUGCCAACUGCAUGCACAGCUUGGAGAACGAAUUAAUGCGUUUGAAAAAAAUCUUUUGAUCAUAGAGGAAUCUGUUGAAGCCCCAAAAGAGCUCCUUGAAGUAUUAGAUGUCAUGAAAACAAUAAAUGAGUUUGCAUCAGGUUCCCUUCCUAUUAUACAAUCAGAAGAAGAGAUCAUUACCUUGAUAAAUAAGCUAAAUUUCAUGCUAAAAACUACAGAAGAAUUAAAGGUAAUCUUGGGUCAUUUGACAGAGAAUGAUUCCGAUCUAGGAAAUCUGGAAGUAAUUGGAAAUAUGUCAAAAGAUCUUAAAAGUGCUCAAGAAAAGAUUCAAAGAGAUAUUUCUAAAACAAGAUGUGAACUUCAUGUGGCUGUGGAGCUACGCGAGAUGUUGGCAUCUCUAGAUUUAGAUGUUAAAGAUCUAAGAGACACUGUUGAAUCUGGUUUUGAGAAGGUUUGCCAAGAAUAUUCAAUGCUCAAGAGAACUAAAAAUCUCACAAAGGUCAUGAGAACCAAUUUUGAUCAACUAUCAGAGAGAAAAACCAAGAUUUUACUCCUCCUUGAAUUUCCAAUGCAGAAGAAGAUUUCAAAGUUUCAGUCCAUGGCCACGAUACUAAACCUGAUCUGUACCAACCUAGAACAGUUGGGCACAUCUUUAUCAAACUUGGAGCUGGAAGUGGAGGAGAAGGAGUUGGUGUGGGAGGAGUUCAUCAAGGAGUUGAAUGCUCUGAGGAAGGUGAACGGAAGGAACACAUUUUUCCAGGAGGUGCAUCAGGCCAGGGGGCACAUUGAUCUAGACAGGCUCAGAGCUGCUUGUGUAAACAUUAAGAAUGUUCAAAUAGAUCAUCUGAUGGAAGAAGACAAUAUUUCCAGACUCAAGGUGGCAGGUAGUAGGUUAACCAGCCUACUCAAUACACAGAACAGUAUAGAGACUCAAACACAGAUAGAAUCCGCCAUAGUUUCAUACAAUACAGUCUGCUCAAGUCUUCUAGAUACCUUGACCCGGUAUACCAGCAGUGUCUUACUGUGGGAAAGAUUUCUUCAGAACUCAGCUGAUAUUAGGACCUGGAUAUUUACUGCUAAUACAAACCUCAGGGGGAUUGAGCUGAAGCUUCAGACCGAUGGAGAUCUCGAAUUUAUCUAUAACGAACUCAAGACUGUACUUGAAGAUGAGAAGAAGAAGGAAGAGGCAAUAAAAGAACUCAAGGAGAUAACAACAGAUAUAUGUGUUCAGCUUAACAUGGACGAGGGGGGACGAUCUGCAUUCAUAGUCGAGGUGGACGAUCUAACUCAUAGAAUAGUUACACUACGCGACACCAUCACAAAUCUAUUUGACACCCUUAAACGACAUAAAACGGAACAGAAAUCCUCGCAAACGAUCGUUGAUGAAUCCAGAUCAGAACUUUGCAAUAUGACCAGCGCACUGGCAGUUCCAGAGCCUGGGUUAGAUAUCACUGAACUAGAACUGGCUGAUCAGCUGAUUGGAACAAGGAAUCAGUUGAUGAGAAUUUGUGGAACUGAGGCUCGGCUUGCUGGUGUACGAAACAAUGGUGUUCCAUCUACUCAACUAGUUCCAUAUACUGGUGAUCCAACGGCAUCAGUAAUGCAACUUUGGCAGCGGGUUUUUGAAGAUACGCUGGAAAAAUAUAAUAGGGUGUCUGCUAGUCUAGCCAACCAAGCUGGGGCUGGUACUUUACUCAAGGUUUGGGAAAACCAUGUUGAUCAGGUAUUGAGUAACCUAGAAGAACCAGUUUCUACAAGCUAUCAGAGCAUAGGAGAACAACUCCGUCUUGGUUCUCUACAUCGAGUUCUCCUAAUCCAGCAUCAGGAACUAGUUCUUCGAUGUACCGGGCUUGCUCCAGAUGCUGUUCAGCAGGUUGCAGAAAAACAUCAUGCAGUCCUUGAUAAGUUGUGUGAGAGAAGCACUGUUCUUGUCACCAGGAAAUCUAUCUGGAAUGAAUAUUGUCUAAAUGCAGAUAAACUCAUAGCUUGGAUCAGGGAGAUGGAAAAGGAGAAGUUACAACUAAGCUUAAAGCAUCUACCUGUCCGACGACUGGACAGGUUGACCCUGCAGCUCGUAGAACUCCUGGAUAGAGUUCCUCACGGGGAGAUGCUCCAUAGAAGUUUGGUUAAACAGCAACUAGAGAUCCAGCCAAACUUUGAUUCAAGCUCAAUAUCAGCAGCUCGCCUUGAACUUCAUGGCUACCAGGAGCGCAUCUCGAGUCUUAAAGCUGGACUCAAAACCUGGCUAGACCACCUAAACAGGAUCAAACGCCUAGCGGUAGAAUACGGAAUUAAAUGCGAACAGCUGACUAAGAUCAUUGUAAAUGCACGAAAUCACAUGGAUUCUGAUCUACCAGAGACCAAGGAGGGAAUAGCUGAAGAUAUAGUGAUGUGCAAGGAGCUUCUUGAUAAGCUAAUGGAUGGAUCUGAGACCCUUGACCAGAUUUCAGAUCUGCUUGAUCAGCUACAUCCAGCGGUCAGUCCGUCUGACAUCAAGCAGAGCAGCCAGAGAGUCUGGUUGCUGCACCAACAGCGCUCAGAUCUACAGCAUAGAGUUGAACUCAGAAUUGCUGAGCUCAACGAGGUUGAGAAUGUAUCCAGUAUUCUGGCAGAGCGGAGGAUACAACUAGAUCAUUGGAUUCAUGACUUUGUAUCCAGGAUACAAAAUAUUCAAGGAGGAUUGGAUACAGCUAUACUCAGGUUGGAAACAGAUAUGAAAGAAGAAUUGGAAGCAAAGAUAGAAGAAAACAAAACUUUUGUUUACCUUCAUUCUCAACAAAUGAGAACCCUUGGCAGUUCUAGGGAUCAGGCUCGUUUCUCAGACAAGGAGGAGACAGAUCCCUCUCAGGUUCCGUUCUCCGUGAAGGAUGAAACAGUUUCCUCUCAGGUUCGGUUAUUUGAGAAGGAUGGAGCGGAUGAUGAUUUAGAGAAGGUUUCGAAAAAACUAUUUCUCAGCAUAGAAUCCCUGAAGAACACUCAGGAGAAAGAAAAUGCUCUGAAGAAGAAGAUCCAGGACUGCAUGGAUUUGCUGAAUGAAUUAGAAGAUGAGUUAACGUCUCCACUUUGUAUCCCUUCAAUGCAAGAGGAAGAUUUUACCCGACUAAGGAAUAAUCUUGGGUCUGCUGACCGAAGAUUAAAGAAUGGAUCUAGUGCUGUAUCCUCCCUGCUACAUGAACAUGAACUACUCACAACAAAUCAUCAACUUCAACAUAAAACCUGGUUCAACAGUUCAGAUCAGAUUAAACUAAUCACACUCAGAUGGGGAAAUGUUUGCUCUGAAAUGGAUCGAAGACAACUGGAGCUGAGAAGCUACUGGGAUCAAAGAUCCAGGUUUAUUCAAGAAAGAUCUCUUCUACAAUCAUGGAUCACAAGUUGUCUAAACAGUAUUCAGGAUGAGAGCUCGGAUCUAGUGUCUGGCCUGGACAGGUUAGGGCGUGUACAUGACGAGCUCCAGGUCCAGGAGGAGAACUUAAACAUUCUCCGAUCUAUCUACUCAUCUUUAGCCUCGGACGGUUUGUUGGAUGGGAUGGGUGAGAUGAAGAGUGCUCUGGAAGCUACUCUACAAUCCUGGACAAUAUUAAACAAUCAAUUGGAAGAAAAUACAAACCGGCUCAAACUAAUACAGGAAAAUCUUUAUCGAUUGGAAGAAAGAAUAAAAGAGUUAUCCAGCUUGGACGAAGGUUUAUAUCAGGACCAAAACGUUCUGAUGAGAUUAGAGGAAGUAUUGGAAACCGGAAACAGCUUUAGAGAAAAUAUUUAUGGAGAUGAUCUACAUCGUCUUGAUUUGUUACUCAGAAACUUGAUGGAAAAGAAAGACUCUGUUUACAAAUCUAUGAAGAGGAUAGAAACAGAAACAGCUCGCCUAGGAUCAACGGAUCUAUCCGUAGAUCCUACGGAAUCUCAAAAUCCGGAAGAAAAUCUAGAAAUACCGGAACCUCAUCUCUCUUCAGAAAACCUGUCAAUCCAACCUUUCCAGGAAUCAAUCGUAGAAACUUCAGAGAGGGAAAAAUCAUCUAAAUCUGAUGAAAAAAUGCAAAGAUUUAAAGGUUUAGUGAAUCCUGGGAUAGAGCGGAUUGAUUCUCAAAUUCAGGUUUCCACUCUUAAUUUUGAGGAGGAUACAGGAGUUCAAACUACACUCUCCCUCCUCUCUCCUUUACCUGAUUCAGGGUUAGGACUCAGUCAAUGUAGUCCUGUUGUUGAAAGAUGGACUCCAGACCUGGUUCCAGAUCUAGAGAUAGACCCUGAGCCUUGUAAGGAGAGUAUAGACCCUGAGGAUGAAAAGUAUGACCAUGAUGAAUAUCUAGUUAUCCGGAGUAGAUUGAACCUUGUCCUGGCCCGGGUAGACUCUAUGAUAAACAGCGGAGCACAGACUUCUAAUUUGGAAACUGAGCUGGACCGAGGUCUGGAACUGAUGGGAUUACUCAGGGUUAAGUUGGGAGCACUGGGUACAUCGGGGAGAAGAAACAGCGAGAAGGAAAUUAAAGAUUUGGAAAAUAGAAUUCAGAUUCUGAGUUCAAGAAUACAUCAGACUAAACCUGACAGUCUGCCCACUGCAAAAACGAUAGUCGAAACCGAACCAGACCCUGGAGCUUUGAGAGAAACAAAAGAAGAUAGUUCUGAUGUAUCUACUAGUGCUAGCAGCUGUCUGCUGUGCAGAAGGAGGGACUGGAGACAGCUGGAGGGGGAACUUUGGAGAUUAGAACUAUGGUUGGAUCAGGCGGAAAGAAAACUAAACCAGUUUAUAAACCAGGGUACACCUACCAGUAUAGAGGCACUGGAGGAAACAAUAUUGGAGCACAGAGAAUUCCUUCUAGAUCUAGACAGUCAUAAAUCCAUAGCACUUAGUAGCAACGUUAUAGGAUCCCAUUUAUCUGAGCACUGUACUGAUGAGAGUAGAGCUAAUGCUCUGACCGACCGGCUAGUGACGGUAAAUACUAGCUGGGACAGGGUAUGUCAGCAAGCUACUACCUGGCAAACCAAUCUACAGACUGCUUUACUAGAGAACAAUGAGUUCCACAACACAAUCCAUCAGCUGCUGGACUGGAUUGAGACUACUAAAGAAACAGUUCGAGAAAGUGAACCAGUAAAUCUUUCCCUGCCUAGAGAGGCUCUACUGGAGAAGUUUAACAAGUUUACAGAGUUGAAGGCAGACCUACAUAGAUGCGAACCUAGAGUUAUUUCUUUACAGGAAGCAGCUGAUCAGCUUGAGCUGCAGGCAGAUAGUGUUAGCUGUAGAGAUGUAAAACGAAAGCUGAAUCUUCUCUCUGGGUCUCUCCGAGGACUGAUACAGGUUUGUGGUAUCUACUGCAUGAACCUAUCACGUGGGCUUGGACUCCCCCCUCCACAAGAUGUAGGAGAAGGAGCUCUGUAUGACAGUGCUCUAGUGCUUCCGCUUCUCUCAAACCAGUUGUUGGGCCGAGACACCGACAGAACCGGUUCCUUGUACAGUGUACACAACAGCUCAAGCGAGGAAGAUAUAGAUACAGGAGUACUCUCUCGGUCUUACAGAUUCCUAGGUCGGGUUGUAAGAGCAGCUCUACCUAUCCAAGCACUGAUGUUGCUUCUGUUAGGAGUAUCCAGUAUAGUUCCUCUAGAACAUGAUGAACUAAUCUGUACUCUACAGAAUAAUCUUCAGAGAUCCCUCGAACCAAUGCUCAGGUGGUCUAAUGGUCCCCCGCCUAUAUAAAUAUGUACUCCAGCAAAGCGAAACUAUUGUAUUGUAUAUGUAAAAAUAAUGUGAUAAAUUACAUAUUAAAUGUGUAUCCAAAUAUUUAACUGUGCACGAAAUCUAGAAUCUAGACUAUUACUUUAAAAAUUGACAAAAACUAGAGCAACUUCAGAAAUACUAUGAAUUGGCAGCUUUUAAAAAAAUACUAAUGUUUUUUUAUUCAUGCAAACUAAUAAUAAUUUCAAUUCGGUUUAUGAUUAAUAAAUGAAAAGAUGGCAAAAUAUAUAUUAAACAAUAAUAUAAAUUUCAAAAACAAGGGAUUUUAAAACCUGAUUAUAUCUAGAAUCGAGCAAAUAUCAGAAUCCAUAAACAUCUGGAUAAAUACUGAUCAACGAUUUAUAAGAAAAUGAUCAUCUGAUCAGCACCCAAUUAAUCAAUGAAAUCCUUUUGGAUAGUGAAUAAUCAGCAAAUAAUUCAACGGAAUGAGUGCUGAAAACCUGUCUGAUUAAAAUUAAUCAGUACAACACAGAUCAAUUUAAUAUUGAUCAAAACAAACAAAAAACAAAAAUCAGUAUCCCUGUAUAGCGAAAUUUAAAAUUAUUAAAUAAAAUAUAUUUUUCCAACUAUUUAUUUAUUUUUCUUAAUCCGUUUCCAAUAUUUCUAAUAUUUCGUUUACUCAUUGCAUUUCAAUGCACACUGUUAAACCUGUAAAUAAAGUGUAUACUAUAAUCUAAUAUAACAAUGUUAUGGUGCUAAAAAAUCUUGUUCGUAUAUAUCAGCUUUAAUAAAUAUCCUUAAUCUU